Messenger RNA from Gaeumannomyces tritici R3-111a-1, 3363 nucleotides. RefSeq lists its product as hypothetical. Lineage: Eukaryota; Fungi; Ascomycota; Sordariomycetes; Magnaporthales; Magnaporthaceae. The record is from RefSeq and is a predicted model, not a curated record. The transcript has 5 exons. Bases 1 to 3363 code for a protein of 1120 amino acids.
AUGAGUGCCAUGGGCAGUCAGGGGUCUCUGGUGGUGGCUGAGAAGCGUGCCGAGAACAUCGAGAGACAGCUGAUCGAACAGUACGCCAAAGAGAUCAAGAAUCUCCGGGCCCAGCUAGGCAAGCUAGAGGCCGAAAGUGAGCGGCUCAAACAGGUGGCUGAAAAGGCCAAGAGACAGGCCGAACUUGAGCUUCGUCAACAGAUUACGGCCGGGACUGGUGAGCAGCACAUCAGGCAGGCAACCUCCAAACAAAAGCUAACUAUCGACUUAGAUGCAGUUUCUGGGGCACCUGCAUCGGGCCCUUUGUCACCCUCGGCUGCGUCAUCGACGGCGAGCAGCGAGCAAGAGAGUAGCGCCGGCUCCACCGAUUCCGCAAGCACUUCCAGCACUUCCAGCAGCAACCCCCGCGAAAGCCAGUCGGAUGCACCUUCAACGAAACCCGCACCACUUGAGGUCGAUCCCGGCUCUGGACGAAAAACCCCUCGAAGUUUCCUCCCGAUCGAUUCACCGCUGGGCGAUGCUCACGCCGCAUCAAGCGGCGAUCCCGACCCGCAGUCGUCCAGCGGUCCCGCCCAAGAUGCAGCCGACAUCGAUAUUCCCGACGCCGCCGACGCCGCACCCCUAGGCAGCAAUCCCGGAGCACAGUCACCGUCUAGCAGUUCCCUCAGCAGCCCCCCGAUACCCCAAUUCAAUGGGCCCUACGAAAUCAGGCUUAAUGCCGCGGUUAAGUGGGGGAAAGAACAUUUCCCAGAGAAGGGGGUCGACCAGUUCGAAUCCGGGAAGCUCAUGGCGGCCGCUGUGUUGUAUGAUGUUUGCACCAUAAACUCCUGGCCGGUAAUUAAUUACCAGAAUGUUCGUGCGCUCAAGAAGAAGAUGGAGAAUAAACUUUUUGCCGUCAUCCUCUGCCAUGUUCAGGAUGGGCUCCAACUCUCGGGGCGCAAGCCUAAUCAUUUCGUUGUGGCCAUUGUCGACUGGAAGGAGGAAACGCUUGGCGACUAUACCGGCAACACCUGUUUGCUUCAAUGUUUGACAGCCGUUCGAUCCUACUUCGGGGAAAUAACCCCCCAAGGCAACCAGCACUUGAAGCGAUGGUUUUAUCUCGAAAUUUUAUUGCAACACUGGGUCGACUGCCACAACGAGGAGGCCACAUCCGCCGACACGCAAAUAGCUAUAGCCGAGGGCCCUUUUGCCGCGGGUCCCCCGCUGGGAUCUGCCGGCCAGCACGGAAACAAAGCCAUGGUCGAAGGUGUUCCAAACGACGGCUCUAUUCCCCAAUCUCCCCAGUCGGCCGCCCAUUUCACCUCGGCUCAAUUCGCCCCACCUGCCGGGCCAUCCCGAAAACCGCUCCCUAACGGACCAGUGCCAGCAACGAAUGCACCAGCUGCUUCACCAUCGCCUUCCAAUCCCGACGAGGUUCCCCAAGUUCAACCCACAUCAGUACCCCCGCCCCUGUUUGGCCAAGGCAACGACAACGACCCAGCCGCUUCCCAUGGGGUUCACAACGGCGUGAAAUACCAAUGGAUGCCCUGCUACGGCGGCGAGGUCUUGGUGCUCGAGCCAACACCGAACCAAUAUUCGGACCUUAAAGAAGGUCCAAAAGAUGGCAGCCCUUUGCUUUUUACUGUCGCUGAGGAGCUUGGAGCACGAAAGCAAGGUGCAUUCAUUAUCAACACCCCGAAGGAGUCUCGACCAGUGCUUCCUGCACAACCGACUCAAACAAAAACAUGUACAACCUACAAGCCGGAGUUGGUGGGAGACGACUUUUGGCGGCUCUACACUUUGACCGCAACACAAUCCCUUCCUUCUUUGGAUAAUAAUCCAAGCAAUGCCGGUUCCGACAUUCAUGCCCUCAUUAAGGAGUAUACGGAGUAUAUCUCAGCAGCUUUCCAAAAGCGUUCGGAAAGCAUCCCGGGUGUUGCUUACCAAACGGACAUCCCAGCACACUCUACCAAAGAGCGUGAAAAUGCUUUCCUACCUUUGCAAAGCCCAAUCUGGCACAUUCGAGGUAACCAACUGCCUCGGGAAGGUAUACCCGGGCUCCACACUCCAACCGCUUACCGAGGGACGAAGGGCGCACCAUUUGCGUGGCAUUUCGAAAACUUGAAGCUGGGCGCCAUCAAUUAUCUCUACCGCGGGCGGAAAGUAUGGUUUCUUACCGAGCCAGGAUCAUUCGACAAUGCGACUGAGGCGUUCAGCAACGUAUUGGGGCUCGAGGCGGACCAUGACCAAUUCCUGCGGCACCAAGCGUUGCACUACGGCAUCAAGCGCCUGCAAAGCGAAGGCGCCCCGACGAUAGGUUUUAUGCAGGAGGCUUGGCAGAUGGUUGUCGUCUACCCGGGUGCCUACCACUCUGGUUUCACCGUCAACUACGCCGAUCAGCUGUACACUUACUCAGAGGAGUACAAGCCCUGCGAUGGACGCUGCCACAAAGAUCAGGAGCCGAUCACGCGCGAGCUAGUCUUCCCCCCCGAGGCAGAGACUACCCCUGCUGAUGAGGAGGCUAGUUCUGCCCUACGGCGGUCCCCAAGGCAAGUCGCCACUUUGCGCCCUGCGCCUGCCAAGGCUUCCAUGGGCUCCCCAAGGGGCCCUCAAAAGAGGAAACGCUCCGCAGGCGAGCGAGGGUCAGCAAUACACACUAGACAAAGAAACCCAGAAUCACACGAACCAGAGGACGGGCAAGACGGGCUGCAAGACGAGCCACCAGCGAAGCAGAAGGAAAACACUCCAUCUCCCCAGGCCAUAGCAACCCUGCGCAGUGCACGGCAAAACGCACCGAGAGUGGCAAAAGGCACAAGCGGAAAGCAGCACGAGUGCGACGAGCAGCAGGGCAAAACCGUCGAAUCACCAAGGUUACGGAGAAACAAACGCGCUGCUGGCUCAAAUGAACCGCCGUCCGACGAGCCACAAUCCAAGCGAAAGCCCCGUCCCGUAGCCAUCAUGGCGGAACAUCUACGCGACGCAAACGCUAUCGCACGGUUAAGGGGUCACAUUAGAGCUUCGAGGGAAAAUGGACGGCUUCCAGAGUUAAAGGUCAAGGAAGAAGAUAGAGUCUGCGCAGCAGUUGCAUAUUGCAAGAUUGCGAUUCAGGCUAAGCAGUCAGCUAGCUACUGUGGCUUAAGGUCAUGGAUAGCAUGGGCUUCAGCUAAUAAGCUUAUCAACCUUGAGAAGGAGAAGGCGAACAGAAAGCGCAACUUUGAAGAUGUGCUUCAAAGAGCGCAUGCAGAAGUUGCUACCUUAUCAUAUGUUGAAGGAGCAGUCAGCGAGGGGUAUUGGUUCACAAUUGGCAGAGGUGGCGGACGAGUUUCUGGCAGCUUUGCGGGAAGGCAAGGCGUACCCCAGAAGGGCUUGGGAAGAUGUCGCUGA